AUGACAAACACAGCGCGGCAUAAAAGGAAACGACUAAUUCGUCAAGGGAAGAGAAAGAUCGAUGAUCACAUAGAAACAAAGUUAAUCGUGAAAAUAUUUCGAGCAUUCACAACCGAUGACAAGAACCUUUUGCAACAUCCGAACUACUACAAAGUUAUUGCAUGGACAGACCCUAUGGAUCCAUACUCAACACAAGUAUGGGUUCCCAAAGGCAACUAUUGGAACUAUGAUACAGAAUUGGUGAUUCCUUUAGAUUUUCCAGCAAAAUAUCUUUACAUAGAAUUACUUAGAAAGAAUUCUUGUAGAGAUCCUGCAACGUCACAAGGAGCUGUUGUGAUAGGUAGGGCAAAGGUUCGAUUGCCAACGGAUGGCAAGUUCUUUGGUGCAGCCCGUCUCAUCGAUUUGAACAGCGAUCUAUGUGUCGUGGAUACAGGCACUCUAGCAUUGUCUUUGGAACUACGAGAUGAUUGA
This is a messenger RNA of Capsella rubella, 471 nucleotides long. RefSeq lists its product as uncharacterized. The coding region runs from base 1 to 471 and encodes 156 amino acids. The record is from RefSeq and is a predicted model, not a curated record. The transcript has a single exon. Lineage: Eukaryota; Viridiplantae; Streptophyta; Magnoliopsida; Brassicales; Brassicaceae.